UCCUUGUUGGAUACACAUACACACACAUACUCCCACUUCCAUCUCUCUGUUUCUGAAGACUCACCCUUUUUCAUCGUAUUUUCCUCCCUCCGUAUUCUUUACAAAUCAUACAGCAAGGCCACACAUAUAUUAUACACACACAUACUCGUUUCUUUUUCAUUUCACUUGUCUCCAGCAAAACCCCCAUCAACAACUAUAAAUAUGGCAGCAGCAUAUCAGGGUAAUACUCAAACUGAACCUGCUAAAAUGGAGCAAAUAAUCACUGCUUUUUUCGCAAAGACUCUUCAUGUAGUGCUCGAGUCUAGGUCCCCGUAUGUUUCCUCUCGCCAUUAUAGUGGGGAACAAAAUUUGUCAUCCCCGUCUUCUUCUUCUUCUUCGGCAAGUACAAGGCCUAAGGACAAGUGGUUUAAUUUAGCACUUCCAGAAUGUCCUGCUGCCCUGGAGAAUAUUGAUUAUUGGCAUCAGAGUAUUCUUGAACCUAUGGUGAUUGAUGUGAUCUUGGUGCAGAAAGCGAUGAGUUGGGACCCUGCUGAUUGUACACCAAGAAAUAGUCUUGGUAGGAAUUUUUCAGGAAAAGAGCAGUAUCCUUCUAGUUUGAAUCCCGAGCUUGAUGAGCUGGGGUUUGAGGUAAAGAAUGAAAAAGUAAUUGAGAGAUGGAUUGUGCACUAUGAGAGUCGGAAGGUUAAUAGGGAAAAUGUACCAGGUCACAGAAGGUUGAGCAGCAACAGUUCACAUGUAGUGUACAAAAAAUCAGUAUUGCUUUUAAGGUCCUUAUAUCUAACUGUAAGGCUUUUGCCUGCUUAUAAGCUUUUUCGUGACCUCAUCUCCUCUGGCCAAAUUAGGACAUAUAACCUAACUCAUCGUGUUUCAUCUUUUGUUGAGCCCUUUACUCAUAGAGAAGAAUCAGAUAUGCAACAGUUUGUAUUCAACCCAGUGGAUACAUCAUGUGGUAGGCUCUGCGUUUCAGUUUUGUAUCGUUCUUCACUCUGUGAUACAGGUUCUGAACCUUCAACACCUAUGUCCCCUCAAUUCAUACCAGAUUAUGUUGGUAGCCCGUUGGCAGAUCCACUUAAGAGGUUCCCAUCUUUAUCUGCGCCCCAACGCUAUGCUUCUUCUUCUCCAUUCGAAAGACGUCAUAGUUGGAGUUAUGACCAAUAUAGGGCCUCUCCACCUUUAGCAUAUCCUUCUCCAUCACCCACAUACUCAGAUUCCCAUGCUUCAGCAUCAAGAUUUUCUUCUCCACAUCUCCCUCCAAUGAGUGUACCCCGUUACUUGCAUGAAGUACCUCAUGUUCAUACAAAGCAGACAAGUAUUGAUGAGUAUUGGCCUUUCCCUUCAUUUUCGCCAUCUCCAUCCCCUUCGCCACCUACUCAUGUUUCCGAUCGUCAGAUAAGUAAGGCCCUUUUACGUUCGGAGAGUGCUCCACUUAGCAUACCUCAUGGUAAGCUUUCUAAUACACCUCUGUUGUUAAACACACAAAACUUCCCAGCUUCCCCUCCGUUGAAAACUACACGAGUCAUCUCUAGGAUGGACAGAGGUUCAAGUUUGGUUCAAACUGGCUCAGUGUCAGCAGUUGGAAAGCUAUUGCCCCUUGGAGGAGGUGAAACUGGAAAUUCAUUAGGUGUGAGGUUAUCAUCCAAUAGCUCACCACGAAAAUCAUAUUCUAGAAGCUCUAGUAGGUUAUCUUAUGAGGAUACUUUUGAUGAUUCCGAAUUUUCUGGGCCCUUUGUCGUGGAUGAUGAUGAUACAACAGAUCCAGGUAGCAGGCCUCCCUCAUUUGAUCAGCGUGAACCAAAUGAACCUGGUGGAAUAUUUCCAAUAGUAAAAUCCCAAGAUGCUGCAGUUGGUGCUCUUGUUCAUAUGCUGAAGAAAGCUCCUCCCCUUCGUCAAGACUUGUCUGAGUCGAGAUAUUUGGGUAAAAGCUCCAAGUGUGAGGCCUUAGGGGGUCGUUCCAGGGAGCCUGUUCAGAUUUCUGGAGGUUCAGGGUUUCGGCAAGCUUCUUCUUCAAGCUUAGAGCCUUCUGGAGUUUUUUCCUCCAAGACAACCACUGAUGCACUAGAAGAGCUCCGAGGGUACCGAGAGAUGAAAGACUUGCUGCUGAGGCAAGGUGGCAGGUCCUAGUUGUGAGCUAGUUUUUCAUUAAACUUGAAAUGUUUUUGUGGUGAUGUGGGACUAGGUUUUAAGCUCAUGUUGCUCAUAUACUCAGUUGAAUGUAUGUAUAUAAUCUUGUUUGAGAGUGACAGAAUGACAACCGGGAAUUUAACAAAUGUAUAAAUUAUUGUAUAUAUAAGGAACAUAAAUAAAGGCAGUUCAGAGGUUUGUAAAGUCAAAAGAGCAAUUGUCUAUCGGAGUGUUGAUGUACAAAUUUGCAACAUUAAUAUUAGAGGUGGCAAUCGUUUGGUUUCGGAUA
This is a messenger RNA of Daucus carota subsp. sativus, 2410 nucleotides long. Its product is annotated as autophagy-related protein 13b. Gene Ontology annotation, cellular component: cytosol; phagophore assembly site; Atg1/ULK1 kinase complex. The coding region runs from base 202 to 2121 and encodes 639 amino acids. Gene Ontology annotation, biological process: piecemeal microautophagy of the nucleus; mitophagy; protein localization to phagophore assembly site. The record is from RefSeq and is a predicted model, not a curated record. The transcript has 4 exons. Lineage: Eukaryota; Viridiplantae; Streptophyta; Magnoliopsida; Apiales; Apiaceae.